UCGAUCAGCGACCAACCACCUCUUCCGCUGAACUCGCUGGCAGAGGGUGUUACAGGUGUUCGUGAACAGCAACUCUCUGGCAAACUGUUGUCCCUGAAUAUAUAGACGACACACGGGUCGACGACUGUGAGAUGCAGCCUUGAUAACAGUGAAAGUGACGAUCGAAAUCUUAAUCGAAGUUGAAGCACGACUACGAAACGUUGGAACGUCGGGAAAACACGAUGUCGAAACAGAGGCGUUGUUGAGUGAAGAAAGACGUGGCAGUUUGAAAUUACUAAUUAGUUGAUGGCGGUAAAUUGUGAACGAUGAGAGUCGCAGAUGGUGGUGGAUUGAACUUAUAAGAAACAAGAGAGAAAUGGCGCCAAAUAUAACGAAUAGCCCGACAGGCGUACUUUUCGAAGGAGAGACUUUGGAGGAGAUCCCAGGUCUGAGCGAGCCUAAGAAGAAGAUCAAGAAACAAAUUGUCUGGCAGAAUGUGAUUAUUUUCUUGUAUCUUCAUCUAGGCGCAGUUUAUGGAUUGUAUCUUGUCUUAACAUCGGCAAAAAUCGUUACGACACUCUUCGCACUAUUUUUGUACCUAGUCUCUGGUUUGGGAGUUACAGCUGGUGCUCACAGAUUAUGGUCACACAGAUCAUACAAAGCGAAAUGGCCACUCCAGGUAUUACUGACAAUAUUCAACACCAUAGCGUUCCAAGAUGCGGCUAUCGAUUGGGCCAGAGAUCACAGACUUCACCACAAAUAUAGCGAGACGGACGCGGAUCCCCAUAAUGCAAAGAAUGGAUUUUUCUUCGCGCACGUGGGCUGGUUGUUGUGCAGGAAACACCCAGACAUCGCUAAGAAAGGAAAAGGACUCGAUCUCAGUGACCUGAGAAACAAUCCUAUAUUGAUGUUCCAGAAAAAAUAUUACAUGUACCUGAUGCCUCUAUUUUGUUUUAUUCUACCGACUGUCAUUCCUGUCUACUAUUGGAACGAGACUUGGGUGAACGCUUACUUCGUUCCCACUAUUUUGCGUUACGUCUUUACGCUGAAUAUGACUUGGUUGGUCAACUCUGCGGCUCACUUGUUUGGAAACAAACCAUACGAUAGAUAUAUCAAUCCUGCAGAAAAUAAAAUGGUGGCUCUGACGGCGUUCGGUGAAGGUUGGCACAACUAUCAUCACGUGUUCCCAUGGGACUACAAAACGGCAGAGUUGGGCAACUACAGAUUCAAUAUUACAACGGCUUUCAUUGACCUCUGUGCAAAACUCGGUCUCGCGUACGAUCUGAAGAUAGUACCCAAGGAUGUAGUACACAAACGAGUGCAGAGAACUGGUGACGGAAGCCAUAACAGCGUAAACCUGUGGGGUUGGGGUGAUAAAGAUCAGACGAAACAAGAUUUAGAUGUAACAAUGGUGUUGAAGAAAGAAUAAGAAUAUUAAAGGGCACAGUUAUUGCGUAAGACUGAUCGUUCCCUUUCUCUAAGAGAAGCUGACGAACGAGAAGUUUAAUUUAUUAUACAGUUCGUUAUAAAAGGGGUAAUACAGAAGUUGUUCAUAAUCAAUCGAAACAUUUUGGGAUAUGAUACUUUUGGUUAUUCGAUUGUCAGUAUCCAACUUUUAUUGAAGUCAGUUCACAAUGAAGGAACAGUUUUUUUUUGCAAGGUUUGCCGCAAAAAGAUUUGUUCUCGCGGAACGAAGAAUUCGCGUUGACAUGCAAUGGAUAUUUUAUUUUAGUCUUAUGUUAUUUUCAAGCUUAGCUUAGAAUGGUAAUUAACAUAUUUUGAAUGUUGAUUUCUACAAAAUAGGAAUUUUCAAUUGACGUUGAUGUAAACUAUCGUGCGGAUUAUAAUAAGACCGAUAUUAUACAAAAGAUUAUGGAUUUAGUGGUCCUGGGUAAAAAUUGUUAUUUCAGUUAAACACUUUAAUAAUAUUCUAAAUCCGAACGAAUAGAUUUACGUGAUAUCUUCGGAAAUUUCAAGCUCCAAAGAAUAUUAAUGCGUACUAACUGAGUAAACUAUUCGAUAGAAUCUAUAGAUUUUCAAUUAAUUUCUUAAUUUCGAAUUGUUUCUAUUACUCUUUCUAUGAAUCAGUGAGUUAGUUCUGUUUUUGAAAAAAUUCUUUUUUUUUUUAUUUUUUAUUUUUUAUUUCCAAUAGAUCGAAUAAUCAACAUAUCGAUAUUGUGAAGCAUGAGAAAGAUCUGAUUAAGAAUCUAACGUAAGUUACAUGCAUAUUGUGUAGUGAUCAUGCAAUUUUAUAAAACCAUCUUGAAACUUGUGAAACUUGUGAGGACUUUACGAGGAAAAUUUUUUGGUUACAUUUGUUCUUGAUUAUUUUAAUCAUUUCUAGCAUUCUAUAAUUGGUUUUUUUUUUUACGCAUAUUUCUUCUUCUGCGUUUUCCUUCUGUAAUUCUUCCUUAACGCUUUCAAAUAUUAUAUUUACCUUAUUAUUAUAAAACACACUCGUUUCCAUUUUCUCUUUCCUUUCUUCCUUUCUAUUUUCGUUCGAGCAUGUAGUCACAAUAUAACAAGCUUUCGAAAUUAAAAAACUAUGAAUUAUUGGAAUGCUUUGUUUUCAUUUCCUCUGAUUUUACAUUCGUUUUGAAUCGAAUCUAUCUUUAGAAAGCAAAAGAGCAUGAAACAUGUAACUUCAGUUGAUCUUUCUGUAAAUCUUUUUUCUUCUUCCAUGUAUUUUGCGAUUUUUCUUUAUGCGUAUUGUAGAAAGAGUAGUAUUUUUCUCGUUUUUUUGGAAAUUGGUAUUAUACUUUGUGAUAUGUAGUAUUGUAAUGCAUUGUUUUAAUCGAGUUAAAUAUAAAGAAUGGGAAAGAGAGAAAGAGAAAGAGGGGGAGAGUGAGAGAGAGAGAGAGGGGGGGGGGAGGAAUCACAGUAACAAAUGUGUAAGAAAUUUAACAAAUGAACCUCGAAGUUAGGAAGUGUUAUUUCACGUUUUGUAAGGUUAAAGACUAAGAAGACUUUGUGAGGAAGACUUGUAAGAAACAUUUAAAGAGAAGCAUUCAAAUUGCUGAUUUAUUUUCUGUCAAGAAAGUGCACGAAGAAUACAAAAUAAUAUCUGUAACUCGAUGAUAUUCAUUGUUGUAGCAAAAAAUAUAACAGGUAUAUUAUAUAAUUUAAUUGUAAAAAGAAGUCGGUCGAUAUAAGGAUUUGCGUGACUUUUCGUUAAAACGAGCAUGUCGUGUGUAGCUAUUUACACGUAUAUAUUUGUACGAUUAUUUCCAAACAAACUGCAAAAAGAUAUUGUAAAAAAAAAAAAAAAAAUUCUACGCUUAA
This is a messenger RNA of Frieseomelitta varia, 3261 nucleotides long. Its product is annotated as acyl-CoA Delta-9 desaturase-like. Gene Ontology annotation, biological process: unsaturated fatty acid biosynthetic process. The record is from RefSeq and is a predicted model, not a curated record. Gene Ontology annotation, cellular component: endoplasmic reticulum membrane. Lineage: Eukaryota; Metazoa; Arthropoda; Insecta; Hymenoptera; Apidae. The transcript is spliced from 6 exons. Gene Ontology annotation, molecular function: stearoyl-CoA 9-desaturase activity; iron ion binding. Bases 356 to 1408 code for a protein of 350 amino acids.